This is a messenger RNA of Hyalella azteca, 1926 nucleotides long. Its product is annotated as major facilitator superfamily domain-containing protein 12. Gene Ontology annotation, molecular function: symporter activity. Gene Ontology annotation, biological process: carbohydrate transport. The coding region runs from base 14 to 1906 and encodes 630 amino acids. The transcript is spliced from 12 exons. Gene Ontology annotation, cellular component: membrane. The record is from RefSeq and is a predicted model, not a curated record. NCBI's taxonomy places the organism in Eukaryota, Metazoa, Arthropoda, Malacostraca, Amphipoda, Hyalellidae.
ACGAGUCGAAAAAAUGGAUAAUCAAAAGACUCUUAAGCUCAGCACAAAACUCUCGUAUGGCGUCGGUCACGUCAUGAACGACCUUUGUGCCUCGAUGUGGUUCACUUACCUUCUUAUCUACCUGCAAUACGUGCUUCAGCUUGAGCGACGCACGGCGGGACUGCUGCUACUGCUGGGGCAGGUAGCGGACGCGGUGUCAACGCCGCUCGUGGGCCUGUACAGCGACAGCGGCUGCCGGGCGACCUGCUGCGCCCCAUACGGCAGGAGGAAGACCUGGCAUGCCUUUGGAAGCGUGUGCGUGCUGUUGUCGUUCCCCUUCAUCUUCAUCCGCUGCUCAGGCUGCUUGCUCUACCCCGCUGUGUACAGCGCCUCGCUGGCCAUCUUUAUCUGUGUCUUCCAGUUCGGAUGGGCAUCGGUGCAAGUCUCACACUUGGCCCUCAUCCCGGACCUCGCGAGCUGUGAAGCAGACAGAGAUGAGCUCAAUAUUAUCAGGUAUUUCUUCGACGUGACCAGCGACGUGUUGGUGUACCUGGUGGUGUGGGCGGUGUUCAGCGAGGACAUGACGCCGCUCAGUGACACUCUUGACCCCAGCGACGACUAUAACUUCAUGAUUGUCACGGCGACGGUGAUGUCGGUGGGCGUGGUUUUCACGCUGGUCUUCCAUGCGUUCACUCCAGAUCCUGUGCUCAGGCCUUCGCGAACUGUUCAGACCUCUCCUACCUCAACGCAGCAGCCAUCAACUCAGGUCAAGGCAAGAAAACCAAUCAAAACCCACGAGAAUGAAGAAUUUUCUAUAGGAGAAAAAAAUGAGAAACAACAUGACGGUGAUGCACCAGAAACAACUGCCACCAGGGAUCCCGCAGUAACGUCCAUUGAAGCUGAUAAAGAUGUACCCGAAGAACAAUCUCUAAAAACGAGCCCCCAAAAAGAGGCAGCUGGGCCCUCCGCGACUGGAGUUCGAGAGCGGCGCGGCAGCGGCAGUAGCAGCAGCCUCGAUGAAUUCGACCCGCGCUGGACGGACCAAAUGAACGAUCAGCGCCGCGAGUCUCAAGCCUCCAGCGAGGCAGAGCUUCUUCUCGACACAAGAGUCCAGAUGUCCUGGAAAGACUGGCUUAAAGAACCUCAAUUCUAUCAGAUCUCGCUGCUAUACACGUGUUCACGCCUCGUCUGUAACGUAAGCAGCAUGUACGUGCCAGUUUAUCUCCAGGAAACGCAGCACUCCACGGAGUUGAUCGCCUUAGUGCCGCUGGUGAUGAGUCUCUCUGGCGUCGUGGCUACCGUCCUUCUACGCACCUUCAGGAAAUGUUCAGGCAAGAAGGGCAGCGUGUUGACUGCCGUGAUGGUAGGUCUGGUCGCCUGUCUGCUGGUGCUCUUCGGGGGCAGGACGCUCCCCGUGCCGGUUGCGCCGGGUACCGCAGCGCCCCUGGUGACGCAGCUUUCUCAGGGCGUCGUGUACGUCGUGGCAGCCUUGUUGGGACUUUCAGCGUCCAUGCUCAUGAUCCUCUCGCUGGCCCUCACAGCCGACAUGAUCGGCCGCUGUACUGAGAGCUCUGCCUUCGUCUACGGCUGCAUGAGCUUCGGCGAUAAGCUCGCCAACGGCCUCGUCGUGGUCCUCGUACAGGAGGUCGCCACCAAUUCCUGCGUACCCGGCCAGCCUUGUGGUUGGUUCUUCGAGCAGCUACUCGGUGCAGGUCUCGGCGCUGCGUUGCUGGUGUGCGGCGUGGGCGGAGCUUCCCUGGCGGUUGGUACCCUCGGGUACACGCGUAAGAUGAGACAAGCAGCAGCAGAGCGCGGGCUGACCAACAGCAGCCACAGCCCCUUGAGCUCCAGUGACUCCAGUGAACUGCUUCUGCCAACAACCACACAGCUUGGCUACGGCGCUAUACACAGCACUGACUCUGUGUAGUGCACCGAUUCGACACUUCA